CCGAAGUUUGGGGCAAAAUCGAAGCCCAACUGUCUGUCCUUCGAGGAAGGGAAGGGGGAGGAGGAGGAGGCGGCGCUGAGAUCGAGGUAGCAUAGAGCGGUGAGUUCGAUGUCUCUGCGGAAGGCGUUACUAUCGAGGGUCGCAUCGUUGUCCAAGUUCAACGGCGAUGAGGCAGCGGGGACGGCGAAUGAGAUCGAAGGGGCAGAUGUAGAUGGGGUGGCUGCGUCGCCUGGGGAGGAAGACGGGGAUAGAUGGGCGCGGAUGCUUCCGGAGCUGAUAGGAGAGAUUGUGCGGCGGGUUGAGGCCACCGGGGACCGGUGGCCGUUCAGGAAGGAUGUGGUUUCGUGUGCUUGUCUCUGCCGGAGGUGGAGGGAAGUGACGAUCGGGACCGUUCGCCCUCUACCUGAGUCCGGAAAGAUCACCUUUCCCUCUUCCCUCAAGGAGCCAGGGCCGGCAGAUGCUCCGAUUCAGUGCUUUAUUAAGAGACACAAGAAGAACUCAACCUUCUAUCUGUAUUUGGGUCUGACGCAAACAUUUAUGGAUGAAGGAAAGUUCCUUAUGGCAGCACGUAGAUUUAGGCAUGGUUCUCACACUGAAUAUAUUAUCUCUCUUGAUGCUGAUAACCUGUCCGUAGGAUGUAAUGCAUACCUGGGAAAAUUGAGAUCCGACUUCUUGGGUACAAAUUUCACUGUAUACGACAGCCAACCACCAUCUAAUGAUGCCAAAACAUCAAGUGGCAGAAUUAUGCGCCGUUUCGCUAGCAAACGAAUUAGCCCUCAGAUCUCUUCUGGUAACUUUGAGAUUGGACAGGUAUCCUAUAAGUUCAACCUUCUCAAGUCAAGAGGGCCAAGAAGGAUGCACUGCACUCUUCAGUGUCCCAUGGCACCAGAUCGCUUAGAAGAAGGUUUUCUAAAGAAGGCACAACAUAGCACCGGUGCACCUGUAGUUCUCAGGAACAAAUCUCCUCGGUGGCAUGAGCAUCUGCAAUGCUGGUGCUUGAACUUUCAUGGCCGUGUCACAGUGGCCUCAGUGAAGAACUUCCAGCUGGUGACAACUGCUGAUGCUUCCCAACCACAGGGAGCUAGAGAGGAUGAGACAGUGCUGUUGCAGUUCGGCAAGGUCGACGAUGACAUGUUCACCAUGGACUACCGUCGACCGCUCUCAGCCUUCCAGGCAUUUGCAAUCUGCCUCACCAGCUUUGGGAACGGUGUUUGUUAGCUGUGCUGGUGUUUGAUGUGUGCAACUAGUUUUCGACUGUGUCGAUAAUCAAAUGUUCAACUUGUACAUUAUACCAUAUGAUUUUUAUCUCCCUUUUUAUUGGUUGAACCACAUUGAAGAAAUCAGUCAGUGGUUGGACACUUUGAAGCUUCAGUGGAGUUUAAGUAUGUAUUGGCUCAUCAACAGAAGUCUCUAUGCAAUUAGCAAUGUAACGAAUAAUGCACAAUGAAUUCUAGUUUGUGAUGGACUUGUUCUUGAAUAAUUUUAUGUUGAUUUUUUUCUUUCUUUCUUUUA
Molecule: messenger RNA, 1512 nt
Organism: Zingiber officinale
Lineage: Eukaryota; Viridiplantae; Streptophyta; Magnoliopsida; Zingiberales; Zingiberaceae
Product: tubby-like F-box protein 10
Exons: 5
Coding region: 109-1218 (369 amino acids)
Source: RefSeq, a predicted model, not a curated record